UGAAGACUUGAACUAUCCUUUGGUUCGCUUUUGCUCCUCUAUCACAUUCCAUUAUUCUCAAUAUCUCUGCACAAUCUCUCAGGCUACUCAACACUCAACAACACUCUGUAUAUAUAGUGACAAUUUCAGAAGCAUGGAAUCCGCCAAAACAAUGUUUAUUACAUCUCCACCCUUUCCUCCAAGAACUCUCCUUUCUUCUACCUCUUCGGCUUCAGUUCUGAUGCUUCAUGAACAAGCUGCACCUUUAGUUGCUUCUUGGUCUUCAAGUUUUGCUGCUCAGCAUUUUCCUACCUCUGUUCUCUCGCAAGAGCAGCGUGAUGAGUAUAAGCCUCUGCUUCACUUGUAUAAGGAAGAUAAGAACUCUCAGGUUACAUCAAAUACAAGAAAUGUGGAUACGGGCUUGGUCCGCGAUAAGGAUAGCAAUGAUAAUGCUGAUCAGUUAUUGCAUCACUUUAGGCAGCAGUUGCAACUCUGGUCACAUUUGCAAAAUGUAUUGAAAUCCUCAACAGGAGAAACUGCUGCUGCUUCAUCUCUGCAGCCCGAUAGAGUUGAUUCAGAUAGACCUGCAGAUGGUUUGCAAUUUGAUGCAGUAUCCCUCUCUAAGCAAGCUCUGUCGGCCGCAAAACAAGCAGCAUUAGUGGCUGAAGAGAUGAAAAUGAUUGAAGAUGACGAAGAUGAUGAUCCACUUCCUCUUGGUCUGGCUUCCACAAGCUUAGCUGACACUUCAAUUGGAAAGAAUAAAAUUGUGCGGUCAAGAAGGCUUCUAGAAAGGAGACUGAAGCAAAGAAAAGUUUCAAAGUCAAAAUUUCUUGAUGAAGAAAGUUAUCUUGCAAGAAAAUCAGACCUACAGGGAAGGCUACAAGUAGAAAAGAAGAUAAAGGAAGGAUUUGAUCAAAAUGAUCCCCUGCGCUUGUUCUUGUGGGGUCCUGAGACAAAGAAACUUUUGACCUCUGAAGAAGAGUCUCAAUUGUUCGUUCAGCUACAGGAUUUUCUGAGAUUAGAAGAAGUAAAGAUCAGGCUCCAAUCUCAAUUUGGACGGGAACCAACUUUGAUUGAAUGGGCUGAAGGUGUGGGUCUUAGCUGCCAUGCCCUGCAGACACAGAUCCAUCAUGGUAACAUAAUCAGAGAAAAGAUAAUUAAUGCCAAUUUACGGAUGGUUGUUCAUAUUGCUAAACAGUAUCAGGGUCGUGGUCUCAGUCUUCAGGACUUAUUGCAGGAGGGAAGUAUGGGACUUAUGAAGAGUGUUGAAAGGUUUAAACCACGAGUUGGUUGCCGGUUUGGUACCUAUGCAUACUGGUGGAUAAGGCAAACAAUUAGAAAGGCCAUAUUUCUACAUUCCAGGUCAAUCCGUCUGCCGGAGAGUUUAUAUACCCUUUUGGGCAAGGUCAUGGAAGCAAAGAAAUUAUUCAUUCAAGAAGGAAAUAUUCACCCCAGUAAAGAAGAAUUAGCAGAAAGGGUAGGAAUUACGGUAGAAAAGUUUGAAAAGUUGUUAUUUUCUGCAAGAAUACCAAUAUCAAUGCAGCAACCUGUGUGGGCAGACCAAGAUACAACUUACCAGGAAAUUACUGCAGAUAGUGCAAUUGAGAUCCCAGGCUUGAGUGUCGAAAAAGAGCUUAUGAGGAGGCACGUGCGCAACCUCCUAAGCAACUUAAGCCCAAAGGAGAAGAGGAUAGUCAGUCUAAGAUUUGGUAUCGAGGAUGGCCGCGAGAAAUCUCUGCAAGAAAUUGGAAACGUACUUGGUUUGACAAAGGAGAGGGUCCGACAGUUGGAGAGCCGAGCACUGAAGAAGCUCAAGCAGUGCCUUGAGUGCGAAGGACUUCAUGCAUAUGUGGACUUGAUUGUAUAGUGAUAGUAUAGUACUUGUGUAUACACCAAGGUUAUGCCAAUUCAUCUUACUUUGCUUUAAGUACAAAAGCAGUGACUAUUUGAAGGAAAAUCUUGACACUCAGCCAUGGUAAUUGAGGAUGGAACUGCAUGACCAACCAAAGAACUUGUACCGUUGUAAGAAAGAAAAUUCAAGUAAAAAAGAAAAGUAUGAAUAUGGUUGAUUUAUAUGCACACUCAGAUAAUUGGUGUUUGUUUUCAUUA
This is a messenger RNA of Arachis duranensis, 2088 nucleotides long. RefSeq names its product RNA polymerase sigma factor sigF, chloroplastic. The record is from RefSeq and is a predicted model, not a curated record. Gene Ontology annotation, molecular function: DNA-binding transcription factor activity. NCBI's taxonomy places the organism in Eukaryota, Viridiplantae, Streptophyta, Magnoliopsida, Fabales, Fabaceae. The coding region runs from base 134 to 1846 and encodes 570 amino acids. Gene Ontology annotation, biological process: regulation of DNA-templated transcription; DNA-templated transcription initiation. The transcript is spliced from 9 exons.